Anguilla rostrata (American eel) is the source of this 6493-nucleotide messenger RNA. RefSeq names its product proline-rich transmembrane protein 3. The transcript has 4 exons. NCBI's taxonomy places the organism in Eukaryota, Metazoa, Chordata, Actinopteri, Anguilliformes, Anguillidae. The coding region runs from base 417 to 3611 and encodes 1064 amino acids. The record is from RefSeq and is a predicted model, not a curated record.
UCUUUAUUUAAAAAAAAAUUAUUUCCCUCACUUUUCUCCUCAAUUUGGAAUGCCCACUUGUGUAUGUAUAUCAUACAGCUGCAGCCUCCGCUAUUGAUUCAGUAGAGUACAGACAAGUAUGUGCCCUCCUCUCAAGAGCCUGUCCCUGCCUCUGCUUCUUAUCAUGCCGUGGUUCACCAGUCAGCUCACGCGGACAGGUGGAAUUCAGACAGCCCGUUGACCAGCUAGUGGGUGUUGGGACACUGCAGUUCCAGCUGACUACAACCCUCCUGUCCCUGAUGAUGCUGGAGCCAACUGUCACCCUGUGGAACUGCUGGAGACAGAGCUCUAGGGUCUAGUUUGAGGAGAAUGGUAGAGACCAAAGGGGAGGAGCGUUAAAGAGUGUGAGACGCUGCGUCGUCCGGCUGCCAGCGGUGAUGGCACAGCUCCUCCUGCUCUCUCUUCUGGUUUUCUCCAUCCAGCGAUUAUCUGGCCAGGUGGUAGUAAGCUCCUCCUCCUCAAAUGAACCCGCCCCUGUCCCUCCCCCAGUACCGCCCCAGGCCUCACCCACAGUUACAUUGUACUCUACUGAAGUGAGCCCUGCUACAUCUUCACCGCUUGGCGGGAAUGAUGCGCCAGUCAGCGAUCCUCCUGACGGAUUGGCUGCACUCGAUGGCAGUGUAGGCCACAGAGGAAGUGAUGGGCAUUUUGGGGAUGGACGAGGUGGGGAAGAGGAGGUCAUGGAUGUGGAGGGCCGGGCAUCUCUUCCGGAGAAGGAGACACAGGUGCAGGGGAAUGCCAACAUCAGUGACCCUCAGGACACAGAGGAAACAUCUCAGGAUGUAAAGGCCUUUGUUUCUUCAUCUCCUGCCUACCCCACACCUAAGUGGGGUGUGCCCAUCACCACCACAACCCCCUCCCUGCUACACCCUGCCAGCUCCGUCAGUGGAAUGGACCAAACUCCUUCUGCCACAACUGCAGGGCUGCCUGUGACUGUAUCCACAGUGACUCCGGACCACAAACAACGAAACACUACACAGGAAGCUACUUCCUCCCCCUUGACCAAUACCAGUUCAGACCACACCCGCUCCCCUAACUUCACUGUAAGGGAGGAGGCGGGGACCUCAGGCCAGGCUACACAGAGACCAGACAGAAAGACAGAAGAACAUCAGCAGUUGGGAGGGUCCAGUGACUGGCCUGUGCCAACUGUGGCCAGAACAGAGAAUUCAACUGUCACCAUGACAACACCUGGGGAAAGACAGACCUCUGUACAGUCACAGGGCCAGACCCAAUCUGACCCUGACUCUGCCAUCAUGACCAAGGCACCUACAAGCCCAACACCGACCCAGGUUCUACAGCCCCUGCCCUCCACCCCCUCACCCAGCACACGGUCUGCUGACCUCCAGAGUACCACUUAUACGGUGACAGGAAAUGGCACGCUCACGCAGACCACUGCCAACGUACACAGGGCUGGAAAAGGUGCGGAUUCUGAUGAAAUGUCAGGCAACAGCACCUCCAAACUCCAGCGGACAGGAGGUCACACCACAACUGCGACAUCAGUGACACCCCCGAGGACCACGCCAAGCACAACCACUAAACAGGCAAAGACAGAAGAAACCCCCACCCCGAGCCCCAGCCCCCCUCUGAAGACUGGGGGCCGCUCUGGAGAGGGGUCUGUGAAGAGGAAUGUGUCGGGCUCGGUAGGACACCCCCCGUCCUCUGGCCCCACCUCCAGCCCGGCCUCCGGCCCCAGGGAGCCCUGCUCAUCUGGACCGUCCCCCUGCGUGGCCUCGGCCAGCCCUAACGGCACGGCGCUGCUGUGGGGGGACCUGCACCGCACGCUGUCCUUCGCCUGGGAACUGCACGUGUACGGCACGGCGGGGCUGUUCCUGCUGCUGGCGGCCGGGGCCCUGCUGGGGCUGCUGCUGUCCCCGGGGCUGCGCUGCCCCCACCGCGGCUGCCUGGGCCUGGCCAACGCCCUGCUGCUGCUGGCGGGGGCGCUGCGGGCCGCCCACUUCUUCAUCGACCCCUACGGCUCCAGGGAGGUGCUGCCGCACCCCGGCGUGGCCGCCCUCUACAACCUCCCGCUGGCCCUGCUCGUGUGGGCGCAGGCGGCCCUGGCACUGCUGGCGCUGCGGGGGGCGGGCCUGACGCUGCUGCCCCCCGGCCUGCAGCGCCUCCCCCUGGUCGCCGUGCUGGCGGUGCUGCACUGCACGGUGCUGCUGGCGGCCGACCUCAUGUCCCCGGCGCUGUCGCCGGCGGUGCUGGUGGUGCUGCAGAUGCUCUCGCUCUCCUGGGGCCUCGGCCUGUGCCUGGGCUUCUUCUUCUACGCCUUCCCCCGCCUGCGCCGGCCCCCGCCGCCCCCCGCCUCUGAGGAGCACGCGCCCAGGGGCGAGGGCUGGAGGGAGGCUCAGCGGGCGGGGCGGGUGCUGGGGCGGGUGCUGGCGGUGUGCGCGUGUCUGGGCGCUUUGUGCUGCGGGCUGCACGUGCACGCCACCCUCUGGCUGUACGGGCUGCUGGGGGACUGGCGGCGCUUCAGCUGGACCUGGUGGCUGGUGCAGUUCUGGGCCCGGCUGCUGGAGCUGGCCUGGGCCUUCUCUCUGCUGCUGCUGGCCUCCUGGGUGUUCUGGAGGCCCAGGGGCCGCAGGGGCGACCCGGGCCUGGCCGAGGGGCGGAUGGGGACGGACCUGCCUUCCUCCUCCUCGUCCUCCUCCUCCAUGCAGAGACACACCUGCUGGGCCAAGAUCGUGCAGAGCCUUCGGGGGCGGCCAUGCCGGAAGUCGGAGAGCAACGGCGUGGGGGGAGGUGGGGCGGGGGAGCUGCCCAACAACUGGGCCGGCCAGGAGCGCCCGGGGGCCGACAUCAGCAAGAGCCUGAUCCGGAACCGCGACCCGCCCGCUCUGUCGCGCAGCGUGAAGGACAGCAACCGCGGGCGCAACCAGAAGGGCGGCGCCAGCGGCGGCUCCGCAGGCUCCCUGCUGAGGCUGCAGUCCCUGGGCCGGCCCCCGACGCGUUCGCUCAGCUCCAGCCUGGAGCGCGCCAAGGAGUGGGCCCUGGAGAAGGAGUCCGUGCUGUCCCUCAACGACUUCGACCUGCGGCCUCCCUCCCCCAUCGACCUGAGCCGCAGCAUCGACGAGGCCCUGCACAGAGAACACUUGCUGAGGGGGGGCAGCCUCUUCAGGCCGCUGGCCUCGCCUUCCCCCCCCUCCCCGGGACCGCGCCACCUCCCCCUGUCCUCCUGGCCCCGACGCAGCAGCGAUCCGCAGAUCAACUUGUCGGACAGCUCAGGCAGCCUGGCCCCGAGGCUCACGGGCAGAACAGACGCAGAUGCUCCACUAGGGGGCAGCAUGGCUAGCAGACAAGUCACUGCACCCCCCACGCCCACUCACCUGGGCUCCAGGCUGGCUGCAGACAGCAACAGCAGCGUUCCCUCCUCCGUGUCCUGCCCCUCCUCUCUCCGACCCUCCAGGACCCCAGUCCCCCUGCUCACCGCUGGCGGGGAAGACACCAAGCCUUUCGUGACGGCAGAAGCGCCAGUUCCAGAUGUGGAAAAGGGAGCUGGAAGCAGCUUUCUGGAGGUUAGCCAUCAGGAGGACUCUACCAGCGUCAGCAGUGACAUCAUUGACCUUUGAACCCUCAGAUUUGAUGUCAUCACUGUCAUAAUUUGAUCCAAUCCAAAUUUGCCAGUCAGGGCAGGAUUUGACAAACAAAUGUGGACUCAGACAAACUAUUACAUAAAGGAAGAAAACAAAAAUACAUACAAUAAUGGAACAUCUAAUAAAAUCAUAUAAAAGUAUGAAAAAUGUAUAUAAAAGUAUGGCACAAAGACAAAAGAGGUCAGGAUAUCUAUGGGGCUAAUUUAUCACCCUUUAAACCUGACCAUUCAUCCAGCUGCAGUUUGUCUAUAUGGACAGUGGUCAAUAGGCACAGACAGCCCACCGUUGGCUUAAUGCUUUAUCUGGGUCCCAUGCCAUAGCUUCACCACAUCACACUCACUCAAGGGACACAGAUCCCAUGGACUGAAUUCAGACCCUCAAAAGCUCUGACCCACAGGCUACAGGAAACCUCUGAAUAGUCAGGAAUGGACUGCAAACUGAUUUUAUGUGCUUAAUCCAAGAGGACAUUAAUAUAUAUUUCUGCCCCUUUGAUGGAGCUGAGACCAUUUUGUAAAGUUCCUUGCAGAGGAGGAGUGUGUUUGUCCCUUCUGUAGCCUGCAUUAUUUACAUUGUAUUUUGGGUGAGAGUUGAGUGCCUGAAAUGCACUCUGAACCCGAGUAUGUGAUAUUGAUGUGUUCACCUGUACUCCUGAUAUGCUGCUUCUGUGGUCCUGUACAGAGCUGACCCAGUGCAAGGCGAUACAUAGCACUGUGCAUUCUUGGCAGCUUUACCAUGUACGGUGCGUUCACACACGCAAGUGGAAUAUUAUGCAGAUAUUUCUUUUAUUCCGUCCCAUUCCGUCCUGAUGCUUGGGGAAGAUUUAUUUGCAAGAAAGCAAAGAACCCAUACAGAAGAGGUACCACAUAUAACCACACACACACACACACACACACACACACACACUCGCAAGACCAUGCACACGCACAUGCACAGAUAGAUGUAUUUGUAUACUGUAUGAAGGACCUUGUAAUCCUUGUUUGGAUACAUGAUUUGGGUAUGUUUUAUUUUCCCAUUGAUUCAUUGAUUACUUUUGUCCUGCCAGUAUUUGAAUUGAUAGGCUUACUGUGAGUUCAAAUACUUCCUUUCAAUGUGAUGUCUAUUCAUUUAAAAUGUAUGCCAUAUGUGAUGCCACAUUUUGUUGGCAGUUGAACUAUUUCUGUAGAUGAAAAGUGAUUGGUGAUGCCAUUAUAAUUUAUGCUUAGAAUUCAAAGCCACACAUUUUCAGUACUUGUAUGCUCUGUGGUCUCAAGAUUACCCUUCUCAAAACAGCAGGACUGCAUUGCCUUUUAGUGAGAAUAUUAUGGUCCCACUUCAUAGGCUCUGAAACACUGGGAGGGAACACACAUGGACCAGAUUAACACUAGGCUAGCACAACUAUCAAACUUGAUAGUGAGGCUUGUCUUAUAAGUAGACAUAGCCUCACUGUGUUAGCAUGGCAAGGGAGGUGCUACAACAUCAACACAUCAUCAUGUUUGUCAGAGUACAUUAGAAAUUAAAGGCAGUGACUGAAAGUGUUUGUUUCCCACACAAAAUAAUCACUAUCAUGAAACAGUCUUUAAAAAGACUACUUUAAACGUUCAACAGAUAUUUGGUAUAACAUACUCAGUUUUUCUGAAUUUUCAGAAAAUUAGUGUUUUGCAUUUACAGGCAUGGUUUAUUAGCAUAAUAACAGCUAUAAGCAAUUUAGCAACGUAAUAUUUGGAAGGGGGUAAACAAGGAAAAAAGUGGACCCGUUCAAAACUGGAAGCUGUGAAACAAGAUCUGUCUUUAUCGCAGUGUAUACAAAUUCCACCAGCUAAUGACAGAAAAGGUAUUCAUUUGUUGAGAUGUACUAAGAAAAUCAACAAUGGAAAGAAAUCUCAGCUGUGUGUCUAUAAGAUUGCACAUAAAUUAAUUUCUUGUUCGACUGUUAAACAGUUGAAAAACUGAAAAACAAUUUUGAUGAGUAAUUCUGACAAUUACAAUUGCAUAUAAUGUAUUGGUAAUUAUGACAAAUGUAAGUAUUAUACUUUCAAUGCACUACAACCCAAAGUAAAUAUUUUUAAUGGUGAAAGAAAAAAAGGCAAUAAAAUAUAAGAUGAUCUAAAAUGCUGUUAUUUUUGACAAACCUGUAAGUAUUGAUAUGCUCUAAAAUGGACAAAAAAGGUACUGUGAAUGACAAUCAAGAGCCACUCCUACCCCCUGUCUUUCAUGUUUCCGUGGUUAGUUGUGGGAGGAGUGUGGAAAUAUUGACGGAUGGCCCAUCUUCAAUGCCUUUCAAGAAAGAUGUGUAAAUCUUGCACCUACUCACCUACACUAAGUGAAGUGUGAAUGAUACCAGGGAUACAGGGACUUGUACAUAUUUGUCUUGGUGUAAUCAGACAUGCUCAUUGCUCGUGUUCUAUAGCAGACUCAGACUUGUUUCUAUUAGUGCAUACAAGCCACAGCCGCCCUGUUGGAACUGACUGAAAAAAACUUUUUUUCCCAUAGUGACAAGGUGCUCAGCUAUUCCUCUUGUGAUGGAGCUUGUGUGACCUUACCCUUUGAUGUGAAGUGCCAGGAUGUAUAGUGCUGUGAACAUGAGCCAUUGGCGUUUGUCCUUUACUGGUUAACAUGGUUCAGUGAGACAUGCUGUUCUGUUACUGUGGCAGCAGGGGUUGGUCUUCCAUCAGUAAUCGUUAGCUAUAAAGAUUGUUACCAUGCCGUACUUUCUGUCCAGACCACCGUGCACGUGCAGUGCUGUGACGUGUCUUCUUCUAUACUCUGUGAACAUUUAAACCUGAAGUCUUAUUCCAUGGUACAGAGCCUUCGGUCAUUCAUUUUUUCCAGCUGAAUUAUUGUAAAUAUCUAACUUGAAAUAAAUUUGUGGAAUCUUAAAA